This is a messenger RNA of Bacillus rossius redtenbacheri, 2033 nucleotides long. Its product is annotated as WD repeat-containing protein 46. The transcript is spliced from 13 exons. Gene Ontology annotation, cellular component: small-subunit processome; nucleolus; 90S preribosome. Gene Ontology annotation, molecular function: protein binding. The record is from RefSeq and is a predicted model, not a curated record. The coding region runs from base 121 to 1905 and encodes 594 amino acids. Gene Ontology annotation, biological process: maturation of SSU-rRNA from tricistronic rRNA transcript (SSU-rRNA, 5.8S rRNA, LSU-rRNA). NCBI's taxonomy places the organism in Eukaryota, Metazoa, Arthropoda, Insecta, Phasmatodea, Bacillidae.
CUGAUUAUUGGCAAAACUGUUAUUGUUUGGGUUGUGCUUUUGUCAAAUUACACGUGAUGUGGUUUUUAGGUUAUUGUACGAUUAAAAUUAACUUGUAGCCUUGUAGGCGUGUAAAACAGCAUGAUUAAAAGGUACUUUGAAGUCACAGCAGACGAUCAAAGUGAAAACAAAGCAGCAUUGUCCGUGGUCAAAACCAGAAAGACCGAUAAGGAAAAGCGUGCUGAUGGGGAAAGGGUCCGGAAAAAGAAAAAGGCCAGGCCGGAAGCGGUCGGGCGGCGGUCGACGGAGCCGAAGGUGACCCAGGAGUUGGUGAACGCAGAUGCAGGCCCGGAGUGGAAGCAGGUGCCAAGGUUCGACAAGGUGCUCCACGCAGCGGAGCUGGAGCGGUACAGUCGAGGCGCGGGGCCGGACCUCAAGGUUGUGAAGAGCAAGGUGCACACCAAGAAGCUGAGGAAGCGGGAGCGGGACAUUGAGUUUUCUGCGAAACAGACUGUACGUGCGGAGCUCCUCCUGCCGGAGGAAUCUGGUUUCUUGGAAGCUGACGAAGGUGAAGUGACAACGCAGUUCACCCAGACAGAAAUUGCAGCUUCUGUAGACAUCACCAGUGCUGCCAAACGUUUUGACCUCAACCUCCGUGAUUUUGGCCCCUACAGGAUGAACUACACGCGCAACGGGCGGUUCCUGCUGCUGGGAGGCAAGCGGGGCCACGUCGCCGCCACCGACUGGGUCACCAAGAAGCUCCUGUGCGAGAUCAACGUGAUGGAGGAAAUCUUCGAUGUGCAGUGGCUGCACCAGGAGACCAUGUUCGCGGUGGCCCAGAAGAAGUGGGUAUACAUGUACGACAACCAGGGCACGGAGCUGCACUGCUUGAAGAAGAUGGACCAGGUGCUGAGGAUGGAGUUCCUGCCGUACCACUUCCUGCUGGCCACCGCGAGUGAACUGGGCUACUUGACCUGGCUGGACAUCUCCAUAGGCAAGAUUGUGUCCCAGUUCAACUCGAGAAUGGGGAGACUCAACAUCAUGGCACAGAAUCCUUACAACGCACUUAUCUGUCUUGGACACGCCAAAGGCACCGUGACCAUGUGGAGCCCCAACGUGAAGGAGCCACUUGCGAAGCUGCUGUGCCACCCUCGCCCCAUCCAGGCCAUCGCGAUAGACAGCGAGGGGCGGUACAUGGCAACAGCGGCAAUGGACCGGGGCUUGAGGAUCUGGGACAUUCGCAAGUUCGACAGCGCUUUCGUGGACUACAAGCUGCGAUCCUCCCCUUCCUGCAUGUCGUUCAGCCAGCGGCGGAUGCUGUCGCUGGGAAUGGGAAACAUAGUUGAGGUGUAUAGGGACUGCUGCGCGAAAACAACGGAGAGAGCGUACCUAAGACAUCAGCUGCCCAAUUCAGUGGGCAACAUGCAGUUCUGCCCCUACGAGGAUGUUCUGGGUGUGGCGACGGCUGUGGGGUUCUCCAGCCUCCUCGUCCCAGGUAGUGCUGAGCCUAACUUUGAUGCUCUUGAGAGCAAUCCUUUCCAGAGCAAGUCCCAGAGGAAGGAAGCGGAGGUGAAAGCUCUUCUGGAGAAGAUUCAGUACGACAUGAUCACUCUAGACCCAGCGGCGAUCACGGAGAUUGAUGUACCUACUUUGCAAGACAAAGUUGAGGCGAAACGGAAGUUAUUGCAUGUCAAACCACCUAAAAUUGACUUCCAGCCACGAAAGAAAGGUAAAUGGAAGAAAGGCACGGCGAAAGUGGCUCAGACCAAACGAAUUUUGAAGGAUCGCAGCAAAAGAGAGUUUGUGAAGAAAAUGAAAAGCAUGCACGUUUUGGAAGAUGCGGGUGAGUCUGAACGGGCAGCCGGCCACAAGAAGAAUGCAAGUGUUCUCGACAGAUUCAGGCCUAGAACAGUCACAAAGAAGUGAUGCGCGUCAGUGGCCAGCAUGGAGUAAAAUCAAUUGUCGGUUCUGCAAUCACGCAAUCACGUCUUGUGUCUGUAAAAAUUUGAUUAUGCUUUUUUUUUUUUAAAUAAAUUUGUAAUUAUGAGAGUGGA